Delphinapterus leucas (beluga whale) is the source of this 1322-nucleotide messenger RNA. The record is from RefSeq and is a predicted model, not a curated record. Lineage: Eukaryota; Metazoa; Chordata; Mammalia; Artiodactyla; Monodontidae.
CGGCCUUCUCUCGGUCAGCCCCAAGAGGAAGGGACGGCGGAGUCCUAGUGCCGGCUGCGGACGCUGUCCUGGGUGCUCAGCUGCUUCUACCUCUGACCCAGAUGAAGUGUCUAUACCCCCCCAGGCUGAACUCUGACCCUGGACGAGGAACAAAAAUGUCCUCCUCCCCCCAAGUACAUACCAACCCCAGAAAGGUAGCCCACAAGUCUUCCUUUUACAAAAGGCUUACCAUCAACUUGGAGGCCUCAGGGUUGGGGGGAGGGGCAGCUGUUGGAGAAACUUGCGAUCAACAGGGCCCAGGGAGGGGUCAGGGUGGGGAGUUGUCUGCAGUGUCCUGCUGGCCCCUUAGCUGUCCCCCAGUGGACCGUGAGUGCCUGGGGCCCAACCAGACAUUAGGGAGGAUCCUGGGCUGCCUCAGCCGUGACCGCUCUUCUCUGGAGUCUGCCCCCUCCAGCACCCCUUCUGGGUGUCUGUGCCCGACUCAGGGCGGUCACUCCAGGCCAGGUGUGCUGGAUGAAGCGGUGCCAGUUGGACGCCCCUCCACUGGCCCCUGUGGCACUCUUCUCCCUCUGUCACCACAUGAAGUCCCCGUCCACUUUCGUAGCUGCCAGGUGUCAGUAUUUUCCUUUUGGGGAAGGGGAGCUCCUGGCAGACCCCAACCAGGGAGCAGGCCUCGCACUGCCGCUCACUCCAGGGCGAGACCCACAGUAGGCCUUCAGCACACAGAUGACCGAUCGCCCACCUUCCAGCCAGCCUCCUGCACGACCCCCAGGGGACCUGCACUAGUUAGGGUCCUUGGAUUGGGUCUUUUAGGACCAUCCCGGCCCCUGCAGCCCUCAGCUCCCGAGCUUCAACUACCACUUGGGGCACAUUCUAAAAGUCACACUAACCUACACCCCAACCCCAGCCCCGCCCGAUGGAGGCAGAAGCCCAGAAUUCGUCCCAGACCGGCCCUUUUAACAGAGUCGGGGCAGCACUGGGCCGAGAAGUGCGGGCUCACCGGACAAACUGGGAAACCAAGGCCAGAGAGGACGUGGCCUGGGGACAGGCCCCGCGGAGGAGCGCAGAGGUUCCCGUCCCCGAGGGCCGCCCGCUGCGCGCUCCCGCCCCCGGCGCCGCGCCCUCGCUCGGCCCACGUCUGGGGCAGGGAAGAGGAGCUCUGGACUCUGCCUGGGAACCCCAGCCUCUGGGCAGGAACACCAUGGACAGGGAGAACUGGGCACCCUCACCAGGAGAUUGGGGAGGCUGAGUGGUGUGGGCUGAAGCAGUCAGAGGGGCUGCCUGGAAGAGGUGGCCUCCGCUGGGCCGGCAGAGGCUGUUGA